This is a messenger RNA of Racocetra persica, 1662 nucleotides long. The record is from the annotation of a GenBank genome assembly. Lineage: Eukaryota; Fungi; Glomeromycota; Glomeromycetes; Diversisporales; Gigasporaceae.
AUGGUUUUCGAAAUUAAAGAUUUUAAGUUCACAGAUUUUCUUUUUUCCAUUGCGUUCAUUUUCUUUAUCUACAUCUUCCAAUUUUAUUACAAAUAUUUUACUCGCCCGAACCCUCUUCCCGGUCCUCUACCCUUACCAUUUUUUCAAAAUGAACUUAAUUUUAAAGGUGACUUAAGAGAAUAUAAUUUGUCUCUUAAAAAAAAAUAUGGUGGUAUUUGUGAAGUUUAUUUAGGCGGACAUCGAAGAAUUAUAUUAUCGCGUCCGGAAUAUGUUGAAAAAUUAUUAUCUACAUCAACAAAACAUACUACUUUUUCAGCAAGAACGCAUCAUGUACAAGGAUUAGAAGAACUUAAAGUAUUAGAUAAAGGAUUAUUAUUUAAUAAUAAUCUGAAGAGUUGGAGGUUUAAUCGUCAGUUUUUUACACAAGCAAUCCUAACUCCUAGUUUUAAAAAUGAUGCUGUCUCAUGGUCACAUAAACUUUUUGAAGAGUUGGAUGGUUAUUGGAAAUCCCUUGCAAGCAAUACAUCAUACGAUAACGAACAUGAUUGGUCACUCGAGGUUGAUUUUUCACAAUGGCUUCAUAGAUUUUCUUAUGAUAUAGUCGUAGUCUUAACUACAGGUGAACGAUCUUAUUCAAUGGCAAGUUAUUAUAACUCUCUUAGUACAACUAAAAUUCAGCUACCAGGCGAAUUGAUCGAGAAUUCUGAUAAAUUUGUAAAUGAAGUUCGCAAUCAUAUACUUGGGCUUCCAAUAUUUAUGAGCAUAAGUUCAUUCAUGCGUAGUUAUAGUCCAUUUAUUAAAAACAAAGCAAUUUCAUUAUUAAAAAAUCGGGAUUGUUUAUUCGAAAGGUUAGACUGUAUAAUUAAGCGACGAAGAAAAGAAAUUGAAGAAACAACUGAGAACACUGAAUUAAGAAAUGAUAUGUUGACAUAUUUAAUUACUGCUAACACUAAUCGAAAUAGUAAUAGAAUAAAGCCUAUUGAAGGCGAAGAAAUGAGACCUAUGACAGAUGAAGAAAUAAGAAUAAAUUUAUUGGAUGCCUUUGUAAAUGGAACUGAUACCACCGCAAAUCUAUUUUGUUUCAUAACUUAUCAUCUUUGUCAUAAUCCUCAAGUAAAACAAAGAGUGCUCGCUGAAAUCGAUAAACACUUUCCUUCUAAAACUAUUCACGAAAUUACUUAUCAAAAUCUUUCCAAGCUAAAGUUUUGUGAAGCUGUAAUCAUGGAAGCAAAUAGAUUAACACCAACUGUGAAUAACCUAACAAGAUAUUCAACAGAUGCUUGUGAAAUAGCUGGUUAUAAAUGGGAAAAAGGUCAAUAUUUUGCAAUGAAUAUUAUUGGUUUACAUUUAAACGAAGAUUACUGGGAUGAUCCCGAAGUUUUCAAUCCAAAUCGAUUUUAUCAUAAUUCUAACGAUGAUACUGAGGAUGUUGAUGAUACAGUGAUGUUAAAACAUAAAUAUUCUUUUUCUAUUUUUGGUGGUGGACUUCGUACAUGCCCAGGUAGAAAAUUAGCAAUGAUAGAAUUACUUUCUUUAAUGACAUUAGUUUAUGGAAAGUAUGACUUCGAAUUGUGUAAUAUGAAUGAAGAAUUGAAAAUCAAGUCUGCAGCUAUCACUUCUUGUCAAGAGUUGAAAGUUAUAAUUAAGCCUAGAAAAUUAUAA